Messenger RNA from Trichoderma citrinoviride, 999 nucleotides. RefSeq lists its product as hypothetical. The coding region runs from base 1 to 999 and encodes 332 amino acids. Gene Ontology annotation, biological process: mitotic sister chromatid segregation; kinetochore assembly. The record is from RefSeq and is a predicted model, not a curated record. The transcript is spliced from 2 exons. Gene Ontology annotation, cellular component: nucleus. NCBI's taxonomy places the organism in Eukaryota, Fungi, Ascomycota, Sordariomycetes, Hypocreales, Hypocreaceae.
AUGGAGGACAGGCCGCGCAGCAGCUCGGAAGCCCAGGCGCAUGCCACAAGCAUCGAUCACACGCUCAAGGAGCUCCAGCGAAAAGUCCGCGAAUAUGAGGCUCAGCUAGACGAGUUGCGCUCUGCAGAGCACCAGACGCCCAGCACCGCCGCUGGCCAGGCCCGGGUCCUCAAGCUGGCCUUUGACGAGGUCACCGGCUCCGAGCCCUUCCUGCCGUUCCCGGGAUCGGUUCUGCCGGCGCUGCUGGCGCUGCGCAAGACGCACCGAACGAUCGAGGAGUCCAAGGCGUUCUUGGCUUCGCAGACGGAGGCAACCGAGCGGGAACAGAGGCGGCUGAAGGACGAUGAAGCUGCGCUCAAGGACCACCGGCUCCUCAACGAAGCCCUCAAGCGGAGAAUUGAGACUCUGCAUGCCGAGGUCGAUUCGGGGGCGACCACGAGACCAGAGGACGAGGCGCGCAAGCGCAUCGAAGAGCUGCGGCAGAAGAGGCAGUACUACAACAAGGAGACGAGCAAGCUGAUGAAGGCGCUGAACCGCUUCAUAGACGACCACCUGGCGGUGAUGCUCGCGGCGGAAGCCCUGGGCGGGCCCGUGGUAGGAGAGAUGAUGGACAUUGAUGCCCAGGAUCUCGCCGCCGGGUUCAACGCGCAGGGCAAGCUGAAGAAGCCAAAGGGCGAGAUCAACAAGGACAAGAACCAGCGCCGGAUCGACGAGAUUUGGGGUCCCAGCGACGGCGACGGCGAUGGUGACGGAAGGAAAACAAAGCAGCAGCAGCAGCGGGACGCGGCUUCGGCUGCCGGCGCGGAGAUGCGGCAGCUGACGGAGGAGCUGCUCAACCGGCUGGUCGAGGCCAAGGGCAGCAGCUCGGACGCGUACGUGAAGCUGCCGCACGAGACGGCGGCGGCGCGGUUUUUGAUUCGGUCGCACGUUGCGCAGUUUCACCCGCGGGAUGCGACCAAGAUCCGGCUGGUUGAUUUUGGGCGGGAGCUCGACGAUUAG